Molecule: messenger RNA, 2665 nt
Organism: Amphibalanus amphitrite
Lineage: Eukaryota; Metazoa; Arthropoda; Thecostraca; Balanomorpha; Balanidae
Product: venom protease-like
Exons: 7
Coding region: 893-1984 (363 amino acids)
Biological process (GO): proteolysis
Molecular function (GO): serine-type endopeptidase activity
Source: RefSeq, a predicted model, not a curated record
AUAUGAGCCCUUAUUCAAAAAUGUUCUCAAAGUGUUUUCUGAGUGUAGGGUCAUGUGAUACAUAUUUUAUGGCCAAUUUUACGCUUUAAAAAAUCGUUGGUGUGGGUUACACGAUCAUUAGGGCCGGUUUAGGUUCUGCUCUGGUGGAAGUCAGGCCAAGGUCAAGUAAAAAGGGUCAAAUUUUAAAGCUAAUAUUUUUGCAUAAAAAGGAUACCUAUUCGAUGCAGCUUAUCACGGGGAAUCCAAUGGGGCUCUUCAUUUUACUCUGCGUGCUCUAUAACGGCAAAAAUAAAUGAGUUUGAAAAAUUUUACGGCGUAAAUGUUGAGUAGUUUUUUGCCAAAACUUUGCCAAAAUGGAGCAAUUGAGGUCAAAUUUGGCAUGUUAAUAGCAGGCUAAUAGUUCUGUAGCAUAGUUAUAUUGCGUUUUUAAAGUUGGAAAAUUUUGGUAUUUUAUGGUAUAAAUUAUUCAAUUUUGAUUUAGUUUUUGGGGCCUAAAUCGAAAAGCGUCAAAAACGCGAGAUAAUAGCCCUGUUAAUUUUACACCUUUUUAAUAUUAAUUUUUUAUCUCCCUGCAAAACUGCAGGCGUGACAGCUAUUCCCACAAAACCAUUUUUGGGUCGAAAAUGGCAGAACAUAACGUCACUCUGACGUCAUUUACGGCCAACCUAUCAACGGCCCUGGAAAAAUAUGUCAUCACAAGGUGUAAAACUGAUGCUCGGAGGGGUCCUGAAAGUUUUGUGGCGAUAUCAGCCGCCGGUGGUCAUCACAGCAGAGGCCAACCGGUGGGACGGGCGGCAUCCCCGGCCGGUCUGGCUGCUCAUCGAACGGACGGGCGCCACUCGCGGCCCGAACUCAGAGACUGACGGUGUCGCACACCGCCGUCUCCGCUGCCAUGUGGUUCCCGAGGGAGGUGCGCGCCGGCCUGGCGUCGCUGGCACUGCUGUUUCUGCUGCAGGCGGUGACCUUCAGUACCUGCCAGCAGAACCGGUCGCUCAUGCCGCCCAGCGUUGCCCUGGGACUCGGCUCUGCGGCUGGACCUGGCCCCACACAAGGGCUAGGCUUGGCGCCGGGUCCCGUCGCCGCACUGCUCACAGAAAGAGUAAAGCGCAACAUGGACUCCGGUAAAAUCCAGAUAAACGACCCGAUGUGCGGCCUGAAGCCGCGGCGGAAGCGUCAGACGGGGACGUCGGAAGAAGGCGUGCUCAGCGUGGAGCAUGAGCUUUUUAUCGUCGGAGGAGCGACCGCGGAGGUCGGACAGUUUCCCUGGCUGGUCGGCGUUGCCAACUUCUUCAGUACCGCUCCUUUCUGCGGCGGUGCCAUCAUCAACGAGCGCUUCGUCGUCACCGCCGCCCACUGCCUGAUAAGCCGGUCUGCAAUCACGCUGGCCGUGCUCGUCAACAAACACCUGAGGAAGAACGAUGAGCGACAGAUCAAGUUUAGCAUCGAGAAGAUCAUCCGACAUCCCGAUUACAACCGAAGGACGGUCAACGAUGACCUGGCCCUCCUCAAGCUGAAGGACGGGGAGGGCCGGCUGCACGACCUUCUGGUGAGCGGCAUCGUGCGACCCAUCUGUCUGCCUGAGGAGCCGUGUGCGGGCACCGGCCGGCCGGCCUGUCUGCUGGAUCGCGACGUCACCAUCGCCGGCUGGGGCUCGCUGGCCGAGGAGGGCGCCAAGCCCACCGCCCUGCAGGUUGCCACCGUGAAGGUGCUGCCCAACGAGGUCUGUCGUGACGCCUACCGCAACGCCUUCCGCGGGAUCACCCUCACCGUCAACGACGACAUGCUGUGCGCGGGUCAGCGCGACGGCGGCACUGACACCUGCGAUGGUGACAGCGGCGGGCCGAUGAUGCUCGAAAUCAACGGCAAGAUCACCCUGGUAGGCGUCGUCAGCUUCGGCAAGUUCUGCGCGUCGCCCGACUACCCCGGCGUCUACGCUCGCGUCUCAGAAUAUACCGAGUGGAUCAUCAACAACAGCCGCGUCUGAAGUCACCAGCUGCGAGAGAGACGGUCUCAAGGAUAUCUGUACGGCAAACGACGGAAACCCCUACGGCCUCGCGUGCUGCAUGUGCGACCGAUCACUUGCUGCAGAGGUCAAUCGGAUACCGAUUUGUGAUAUACCGAUAUCACUAACUGAUACCGAGAUGGUAUUUGGCAUUUCAUUCCUGAUGUGUUUGGUAUUUUGUUGGUAUUAGCCGUUUUCAAGACGGCCAUCUAGUACACAUUUGGUGCAGAUUAGUUGCAGAUUUGGUGCAGAUUUAGUCAGAUCAGGUUCGCUGUGCUUCUUGAAAAUUAUUAGCUUGGUUUGCACAGGUGGUAACAUACCUUAUUUUUGAAUUAGUCAGACCGACCUUAUUUUCGAUUAAUAAAACAUUGAAAGGACUUCUUGAUAUGAAUAAUGAAGAUAUUUACUGUAAAAGAGAUUUGUUGCAGAUUUGAUCAAAUUAAGAGCAAUCGCCAGAUAGUCUGUCGUGAAAAGAGCUUUUAUGAAUCCUCGCUAUCUAAUGUAAAAAGGAGGGACUGUGAAUUUCGUAAGAAAUUAGUAUUUCCCUCAUAUUCCCUAGUUGGUUCGAUUUCGCUAUUUUCCAAUGGAUUUGGUUGGUACUUAGUUUGGUAUCGGUAUUCCGAUUUUCUCUAACCCGCGCCCCAGUGGCGGUCUCAGCCAACU